Molecule: messenger RNA, 1014 nt
Organism: Paraphaeosphaeria sporulosa
Lineage: Eukaryota; Fungi; Ascomycota; Dothideomycetes; Pleosporales; Didymosphaeriaceae
Exons: 2
Coding region: 1-1014 (337 amino acids)
Source: RefSeq, a predicted model, not a curated record
AUGCGUUACCAAUCUGCUAUGGCGCUGGGCGCCCUCGCCGCCGGACAGGCUGCCGCCUCCAACCACGGCCAUGCCAACUUCCACAAGCGACACGAAGUCAAGGCUCGUGGCGCCGACGCCGUCAACUGGGACAACGUUGCCUUGGACCUCAGCGCCGUUGACUGGAGCAAGGUCGACUACGGCAACGGUGCCGCUUCCACUCCCGCCGCCUCUACCCCCGCUGCGGAGACUCCUGCCUCUUCCCAGCCCGAGGUCGUCGCUACUCCCGCGUCUUCCAGCGCCGCUGUUGAGGCUCCUUCGUCCACCGAGGCCGCUGCCCCUGCCGGGGCCUCUGUGUCCUCCGAAUCUGUUGGAGACAUCGUCGGCGACAUCCUCAGCGGCAUCGAGAGCUUCGCCACCAAGCUCGGAGCCCAGCUCGGUGUCAACUCCGAGACUGAGAACGGACAGAUCUGGAUCGGCGGUGACGGCAAGCACUCCGCCACCUUCACCAACGGCGCGGACAAGGACGCCAUGGUCUGGUGCUGGGGCAAGUCCACCAUGUGGAUCAACGCCAACCAGCCCCUCAUCUCCAUCAAGCUCGCCGCUGGCGAAACCCAGAAGCUGUCGGUUGCUGAUGGCUUCUCCGGCGGAUGCGGUGCGUCCUUCGACGACUCUGACCUUUUCAUGGGUCUCCUGAACGAGUCCAUCCUCGAGUUCACCUUCGGCUCCGGCGCCAACGGCUGCUUCGACAUCUCCCGCGAGAUCAACAUGAAGGGCAUCCAGCUCACGGCCAAGGGCGCCAAGUGCACCAGCGGUCUCGAUGGAGGCUCCCAGGCCUGCACCUUCGUCUGCACUGACUCCAGCGCCACUCGCUGCGGUGCGGGCGGUGGUGACUACGCCAUCGAUGUCGGUACCUCGACCAACGGACCCUGCAUGGUCGGCAAGGACCCCUUCACUGGUGACGCCGCCGGUGGAUGCCAGAUGGCCGAUGACGGCGAGCACCUCGAGGUCACCAUCCACGGCGCCCGAUGGUAA